CUGUGAGCGAGCUGGCUGGCUCUGAGUUCGUUGCGCCAUUCUGGGCGUCACCAUCCAUGAGCGGCAGUAAAGCAGCGUAUCGCCACGCGAAGAAGGGUAAUUUGCCAUAUCCAUCUCAACGUGUGCCAGUCCCUUGGAAUCGAAACAAAAUUCCCGCCGCUGAUGUCCAUGAUGUAAAGAUCGAGAUUUUCCCUAUUGUUCGAAGCAUGCGUCAACGUAUCUCCAACCGUUGGAAGAAAGGCCAAAGUGCCGAAAUCCUUCAUGAUGCUGCGCCAGGAUGGCUCUGGGGUUCAAAACUGUGAUGAAGAACCUCGCAAACUUUGAAGAGCCAAGUCGCACGCAUCCUGGUCUUGCUCGUGUCAGGGUCCCUGGAAUUUCGUGCGUCUGCGAUCUUCAUUAUAAACUUUUCUUGAGGAUCCAUCAGAGAGUGUAUUUUAGGGCAAGUUGAGGGCAAUGUGCUGGAAAGCCAGCCACGCAAGAUUCGUCAUUCUCUCGAUCUUUCGUAUACGUAUCGGCGUAAUAUGUCAGGCUGCGCAAAGGUAAGCAACCACAAUCUGCAAUAUGCGAACAUACCCGUAGCCUCGUAGCCAAGAAACGAAGGGGCUUGGCCAAGUAUCGGAAGUGGACAUUGCAACAAUGCAAAUGGUUGUCAGAACGAUGAUAGCGUAUCUGCUGCCACCAGCUUGAGCGACAGCUGAGGUGGGAGUUCUGGAACAGGAAGUAAGUCCGCUCU
Molecule: messenger RNA, 733 nt
Organism: Pseudocercospora fijiensis CIRAD86
Lineage: Eukaryota; Fungi; Ascomycota; Dothideomycetes; Mycosphaerellales; Mycosphaerellaceae
Exons: 1
Coding region: 57-302 (81 amino acids)
Source: RefSeq, a predicted model, not a curated record